Copidosoma floridanum is the source of this 2139-nucleotide messenger RNA. RefSeq names its product phosphoribosyl pyrophosphate synthase-associated protein 2. Gene Ontology annotation, biological process: 5-phosphoribose 1-diphosphate biosynthetic process; purine nucleotide biosynthetic process. Lineage: Eukaryota; Metazoa; Arthropoda; Insecta; Hymenoptera; Encyrtidae. Gene Ontology annotation, cellular component: cytoplasm; ribose phosphate diphosphokinase complex. Gene Ontology annotation, molecular function: ribose phosphate diphosphokinase activity; ATP binding; magnesium ion binding. The record is from RefSeq and is a predicted model, not a curated record.
AAUCAGCUGAUUGUUAACAGUGUGUGUUUCAAGUUUGAAUCGAGAGAAAAAUUUCUAGAUACUAGCUGUUCUUAUCAAAAUUGCCAAUACUCUAUAAUGUGCACGAGUAUAUACCUAUACCCGAUAACUAACUAAACAUUCAAGAGCUUGUCAAGCUUUUUUUACGAUAUCAAAUCGCUUCUGGGAAACGCAAAAAAUGCAAAAUAAGAGUGUUUUGCUCACCAUACCUAAGUUAAGAGGCAACAGAUCAACAACAGGAAAGUACACUGCCGUGGUCUGCAUCCAACAACGUCCAACAAGCAAUUGUCAAGUGUCAACCAUCAAUUGUCAUCUUCUCGACUGUGCACUACACAUACAUGUACUGUACAUACAUGUAUAAUGCAAAUUACAUUUAUUUGAAAAGGUUUUUUGUGAGUGUAUAAUCAGUUUUAAAGCAUCAGUAUGGAUAGGCCAAUAUCAGCGGAUAUUGUAAUCAUUGCUGGAAAUUCUCACCCUGAACUAGCUAAUUUAAUUGCUGAUCGCUUAGGAGUGAAGAAUGGAGGCUGUGCAGUGUAUUAUAAAACAAACAGAGAAACGAUGGUCGAAAUUGGCGAUUCCGUCAGAGGCAAGGACGUUUACAUUGUACAAACCGGUACUAAAGAUGUGAACAAUAACAUAAUGGAGCUCCUAAUUAUGGCUUAUGCCUGUAAAACUUCUUCGGCCAAAAGCAUCGUUGGCGUCAUUCCAUAUCUUCCUUAUUCAAAACAGUGCAAAAUGCGCAAAAGAGGCUGUAUCGUUUCAAAGCUAUUGGCUAAAAUGAUGUGCAAAAGUGGUCUGACCCACAUAAUCACCAUGGAUCUUCAUCAGAAAGAAAUUCAAGGAUUCUUUGACUGUCCUGUGGAUAACUUGAGGGCCAGUCCCUUUCUACUUCAAUAUGUACAAGAAUCGAUUCCAGACUUUCGUAACUCAGUUAUAGUUGCGCGAAAUCCAGGAAGCGCAAAAAAAGCAACAAGUUAUGCAGAGCGUCUUCGUCUUGGAAUAGCCGUUAUUCACGGUGAGCAGCGUGAAUCUGAAUCAGACAUGAAUGAUGGACGCUAUUCGCCACCUACUCUGUCAUCCCUGAGGACAAUGCAAGUCGGUGUUGGCGUGCCAGUACAUCCGGCCAAGGAAAAACCACCAAUAAAUGUAGUUGGCGAUGUCGCAGGGCGCAUAGCCAUCAUGGUCGAUGACAUGGUCGACGACGUACAGUCUUUCGUUGCUGCAGCCGAGGUGCUUAAAGAACGUGGAGCUUACAAGAUUUACGUGCUUGCGACUCACGGAUUACUCAGCUCAGAUGCACCCAGGCUUAUUGAAGAGUCCUCCAUCGAUGAGGUUGUUGUCGCCAACACAAUUCCACAUGAACUCCAAAAAAUGCAAUGUCACAAGAUAAAAACCGUAGACAUAAGUAUUCUGCUGGCAGAAGCAAUACGUCGCAUACACAACAAGGAGUCGAUGUCAUAUUUAUUCAAAAACGUCACUCUAGAGGACUGAAUGUUUUCCAGAGUGGGAAGUCAACGAUACCUGAAUACAUAUGUAUAUCAUAUAUGCUCACUGACGAUGAGCCCAUCUUUUAGCGAGACACAAAAACGGAGAUAGAGAAAAAUAUUCUAUUUACUCACACAAAUUCACACGUAAAUAUUACCACGUUAGAGCAUGAUUCAAUUCUAUAAUUUUAUAUGAUAUUUUUGUAUGUAUUUAACCAAAGUGUGAUAUUAAAAUGCAACCACCAAAUGCGUGAUACAAAAAGGUCACACGAGAACGACUUCUAUUCCAAAAGGAAGCAGUUUUUAAAUCAUGUGUAUUUUGCCAGUUAAUAGCAUUUUUAUUUUUGAAUAGAUAUUUAAGACUAAAAAUUUUUUUUUUUCGUCAGCACAAUGAUUCUUUUCGUUAGUUUUAUCGAUUUAUUUAAAAUUGUAUUUUAAUUGUGCAUUGCUUAUCUUUUUGGAGAGCAGAAAGCGAAUAUAUUUGUUUUUUAUUACUUACAAUCGAUUUUUUGGAUUAAGUUUUUUUAUUUUUUUUUAUUUUUUUUUAUUUAUAUACUAGUAGCUAGUUUUGCGAACUGUAAUUAUCUUAAUGUAUAGAUCGCACAUGACGAUUGAAUUAUAAUAAAAUAGUGAUCAU